AUCGAAAGCAAAAUAAUGUCUCGCUACGGAAAGCACCCACGCCUCAGCCUGGAGCAAAGUGUAAGCUUCCAGAUCCCAGAUGAACCAGAUGAGUUCCCACUGGUUCCCACAGCCGAGAAAGAGGAGAGGCAGGAAGAAGAGGAGGUAAAAGAAGAAGAGAAAGAAGAUGACAAUACGCAGAAAAAUGAGGAAGAUAACAAUGAGAAGGAAGAAGAGGAAGUAAAAGGGAAUGAAGAUGAAAAGGAAGAGUGUGGUGAUGAAGUGGAUGAGGAAGAAAAUGAGAAGGAAGAGGAAGAAUCAGAGAUAGCUUCCAUGUUUUUCUCAUCUUCUAAUGUUUCUCUACCAAGUUUCACCCCUCCUUCUCCUUCUUUCUCCUCCUCCUCCUCCUCCUCCCCCCCCCCCCCCUCCUCCUCCUCCUCCUCCUCAAUCUUUUCUCUGUUUCAGAGCAACCUGGAGGGAAAUGCAGGCUAUGCUCCUGGGAUACUGAGCAUUUUUCAGAAUGCUCAAAGCUUCUUCCCCUCAUCUAUUUUAGGGGUGAAUUUAGAUGAAACAAGCAGCAAUGACGAAGAGAGUUCAGGUGCCAGUCAGUCUUCUGAAGAUCCUGAAGCUCUGCUGGAUGUUGUGAUACAAGAAAAGGCUACUGAUCUGGUGUUUCUUUUCAUUUACAAGUAUAGAAUGAAGGAACCCAUCACAUUAUCAGAAAUUCAUGAGGUUGUCACCAAAGAUUAUGAGAACCAUUUUCCUGUCAUCUUCAUGGAAGCUUCUAAGUGCUUGGAGAUGACCUUUGGCAUUGAUAUAAAACAAAGUGAUCUUCUAAGCAGUGCUUAUGUCUUUGUCAACUCUCUGAACCUCACCUAUGAGGACACGCUGAGUGACAAUGAUAGAUUGCCUAGAAAUGCUUUCCUGAUAGUCAUUCUGGGUGUAAUAUUCAUAGAAGGGAACUGUGCUUCUGAAGAAAGAAUCUGGGAAUUCUUGAAGCUGGUAGGAGUGCAUGAUGGGGAGGAGCAUUUCAUUUGUGGGGAUCCCAGGGAGUUCCUCACUAUAAAUUUAGUGCAGGAAAAUUACCUGGAGUAUCGGCAGGUGCCUAAUAGCCAGCCUCCGUGCUUUGAGUUCCUGUGGGGUCCAAGAGCCUAUGCUGAAACUACCAAGAUGAAAGUUUUGGAGUUCUUGGCAAAGAUGAAUGGGUGUGACCCAACUGAUUUUUCUGUCUGGUAUGAAGAGGCUUUGAGAGAUGAGGAAGAGAGGGCCUGGGCCACAAGGGACUCCGAAGAUGGAAGCCCAACCAUGUGGCUUGCAGAGCGCUGA
Microtus oregoni (creeping vole) is the source of this 1305-nucleotide messenger RNA. RefSeq names its product melanoma-associated antigen 10-like. The transcript has 2 exons. The record is from RefSeq and is a predicted model, not a curated record. The coding region runs from base 16 to 1305 and encodes 429 amino acids. Gene Ontology annotation, biological process: negative regulation of transcription by RNA polymerase II. Gene Ontology annotation, cellular component: nucleus. Lineage: Eukaryota; Metazoa; Chordata; Mammalia; Rodentia; Cricetidae.